This is a messenger RNA of Hevea brasiliensis (rubber tree), 1307 nucleotides long. Its product is annotated as zinc finger protein ZOP1. The coding region runs from base 204 to 956 and encodes 250 amino acids. The record is from RefSeq and is a predicted model, not a curated record. Gene Ontology annotation, cellular component: nucleus; precatalytic spliceosome. Gene Ontology annotation, molecular function: zinc ion binding; RNA binding. Gene Ontology annotation, biological process: mRNA splicing, via spliceosome. The transcript is spliced from 6 exons. Lineage: Eukaryota; Viridiplantae; Streptophyta; Magnoliopsida; Malpighiales; Euphorbiaceae.
GGAUCUAGCUCUUUGGGCAAACCAAACCCGGUUGAAAAGAGUGGAAGGAAGCUCUAAACGACGAAGGCAUGCGAUUUAGGCUUUUUGCGACAAUCUACUCCUUAUUUAUUGAUUAAUCAUCAAAAUCUGAAAUUUAACAGUUGAUUGCUUGGUUCUUUUGCAAUUAAAUCAAAAUUAUCUUAGUCGACUCUGUGAUCUUAGACAUGACUGAGUAUUGGGUUAGCCAAGGUAAUAAAUGGUGCGACUUCUGCAAAAUCUACAUAUCAAACAAUCCUUCCAGCAUUAGGAACCAUGAGCUUGGCCAACGUCAUAAGGAAAAUGUUUCCAAGAGGCUUGCUUCUAUGAGAAAAGAGAAUGCUGCCAAGGAGAAGCAACAGAAGGAAGCAGCCCGCGCCCUUGAGCAAAUUGAAGUUAAAGCUAAGCGUAGCUAUCAGAAGGAUGUUGCAAAUUUUCAGGAGGCAAGCAAUGUCCAUGCAUUAGAUAUUCAAGAGGAUGGUCAAGAGGAAUGGGAGUGUGACAAAACUUCAGGCUAUUACUACAACCAAAGCACUGGGUUACACUAUGAUCCAAAAUCAGGCUUUUAUUAUACCGAUGCUUUGGGCAAGUGGGUGACUCAAGAAGAGGCAUAUGCUUCAAUUCAGGUUUCAUCAAAUUCCAAGCGUAAAGAAUCCAGUUUGAAAAAGCCUAUAACAAUGUCAACAGCAGGUUUAGUAAAGGAAACCAAAAGUGCUGCUCAAAAUGGGCCCCCACCUGGUCCUGUUGUUUCAGCUUCUUUAAACCCUAUGAGAUCUGUUAAAGGAGCUACUUCAGCAGUUGCUGUUAACAAGAGAAAGAGGCAGGAUGAGAAGCCAAAGGUUAUAUCUGAAGGAGAAAAAGCUGCACUUAAAGCUAGGGAGGCUGCAAAGAAGAGAGUUGAGGAGAGGGAGAAAUCUUUGCUUGGCCUUUACAAACGUUGAUUUGGAAUGCACUCAAGGGUAACAAGAAUUAUCUGGCAGCCAAUGACAUGGUGGAAAUUGUAUUUGCAACCUUCAUAAAAGGGAUGGUUCAAAAUGUAAAAGCUGUAAUCUGUGGACUUGCAUGAUUUUCCAUUCCUUUCACUGAAGUAUACUCGUUUCCAUGACCAAAUAUGGUAUUACUAUAAAUUUAUUAUGUGUGCAUUGCAAUGCAUGCGAUCAAACUGACAACUAUGUUGUGAAACUCGUUGUUUUUUGGAGAAUGGUUGGAUUGAAGAAGUACCGACUUCUGACUGUACCCUUAUUACGAUGAAAGCCCCACUGGAAAUAGAUGCAUUGAGUAGUUUUGUUUUC